Messenger RNA from Zychaea mexicana, 1113 nucleotides. Its product is annotated as malate dehydrogenase, NAD-dependent. The coding region runs from base 34 to 1023 and encodes 329 amino acids. Gene Ontology annotation, cellular component: cytoplasm. The record is from RefSeq and is a predicted model, not a curated record. Gene Ontology annotation, biological process: tricarboxylic acid cycle; malate metabolic process. NCBI's taxonomy places the organism in Eukaryota, Fungi, Mucoromycota, Mucoromycetes, Mucorales, Lichtheimiaceae. Gene Ontology annotation, molecular function: L-malate dehydrogenase (NAD+) activity. The transcript has 4 exons.
UUUCUUUCUGCCUUUUCUCUCUCUUUAUAUAAAAUGGUUAAAGUUACUGUAUGUGGUGCCGCUGGCGGUAUCGGUCAGCCGCUCUCUUUGCUUUUGAAGGAGUCCCCUAGAAUCACUCACUUGUCGCUCUAUGAUAUUGUCAAUACCCCGGGUGUUGCCGCCGAUUUGAGCCACAUUAACACCAAGUCUAAGGUUACUGGCCAUGUUGGCAAUGAACAGCUCAAGGAAGCUAUUGAGGGCUCGGACGUUGUCGUGAUUCCAGCUGGCGUACCGCGCAAGCCUGGUAUGACUCGUGACGACUUGUUCAAGAUUAAUGCUGGUAUUGUCCGUGACCUUGCCACGGCUGCUGCCAAAUAUGCCCCAAAGGCUUUCAUGUGCAUUAUUUCCAACCCUGUCAACUCGACAGUCCCCAUUGUUGCCGAGGUUUUCAAAAAGCACGGUGUCUAUGAUCCCCGCAGAAUUUUCGGUGUCACCACACUUGACAUUGUCCGCGCUUCGACAUUUGUUGGCGAAUUGAUCGGCAAGGACCCCAAGGAUGUCCGCUGCAAAAUCGUUGGUGGCCACAGUGGCCUUACCAUUUUGCCCUUGUUGUCCCAGGUCCCUGGCAGCGACACGUUGUCCCAAGAACAGAUUGAAAAGGUCACCAACCGCAUCCAGUUUGGUGGCGAUGAGGUCGUCAAGGCCAAGAACGGAGCUGGCAGUGCUACCUUGUCCAUGGCUUAUGCUGGUGCUCGGUUCGCUCUGAGCAUUAUUGAGGCCGCUUUCUUUGGCAAGUCGAUUGUCGAAUGCACGUAUGUUCAGUUGGAUGCUGAUAAGCAGGGUGCUCAGGAUACCAAGCGUGUCAUUGGUAAUGGUAUUGAUUAUUUCUCGGUGCCUGUCGAAUUGGGCCCUAACGGUGUCGAGUCUAUCUUGCCCAUCGGUUCCUUGUCUGCCUAUGAGCAGUCGUUGUUCACCAAGGCAACUGCUGAAUUGAAGGGCAACAUUGCCAAGGGAACCAACUUUGUUGCCGACUCCAAGUUGUAGAGAAAAGCACGUAUACACAACAAGAGAACCAUUUUUUUCUUUAUAAGUAUUGGUAUUAAGUAAAAAACAAUAAAAGAAGUUAAAAACAGG